This is a messenger RNA of Parastagonospora nodorum SN15, 1260 nucleotides long. RefSeq lists its product as hypothetical. NCBI's taxonomy places the organism in Eukaryota, Fungi, Ascomycota, Dothideomycetes, Pleosporales, Phaeosphaeriaceae. Gene Ontology annotation, cellular component: nucleoplasm; ribonuclease H2 complex. The coding region runs from base 1 to 1260 and encodes 419 amino acids. The transcript has a single exon. Gene Ontology annotation, biological process: ribonucleotide metabolic process; RNA catabolic process. The record is from RefSeq and is a predicted model, not a curated record.
AUGGCACGCGCUACACGUUCAAAACCCAAGGCAAAGGAGCCAACACCAGAACCGCCAGUAUCGACCGUCAAAGCACUCCCCGCAAGCACAUCGAAUCCCCCGAAACUGUUCGUACUGCCCAAAGAUGCUUCCAACGAUGCGCGCAUAGUUACAUUGGAGAAUCCUGCGAAUGGCGCGCCUUCAAGAUAUUACUUUUGUCCGAACAAAGGGUUCUACGAGUUCACAAGGAUAGCCGCGCCGAAGAAGGAAUGCAGGAGUUGGCUGAUCACCGGAGAGCAAGAUGAGGAAGACAAGACAGAAGAGAAGGAAGGCAGAAUAGAGAGCGGCUACGUGAACAAGAGCGCAGACAUGUUUGUAGCGACACCCAUCGACCUGCUCUUCCUGAUCCUACCCGCACUCGCACCGAAGAGCGCAAAAGACACAAAGCAACACUUCCUCGCACUCGACGAGUACCUGGACAAACUAUCUUCAUCAUCACGGCAUUGGAAAGCACUACUAUCCCAGCAUACAUCACUCCACGCCAUGUUCGAGAAGCGCAUGCGCGCCCUCUGCGACACCGUCGAAGCCGGCGACGAAACAAUGUACCGCAUAUCCCACGACAAACUCCUCGCCCUCCUCCUCAAGAAAGCCGAGCGCAUGGUCGCCCACGGCCUGCCUCCCUCCAUGGAAGAAAAGCUCAUCAAGACCGCGCUCGAAGUGCCCAUCAUGAGCAUCAAGCGCGAGGAGAGCUCCUUAUCGGCCACAUCCACAGACAAGGAGUCCCAAUCAGAAUCGCAAGACUCGGUCGACACAGCGAUAACCACGCCCGACGCAGCCCCCAAGCCCGCACCAAUCGAGACCGAGCCUGAGAUACAAACUCAACCCACCCUCUCAACACCCCCAGAAAUCCCACACCUCCUUCGCCUACAUACAUCCCUCCUCUACCUCACCAACUCCUAUCUGCCCACCCAUUUCUACCCCCUCACAACCACACACCUCGCCUCUGCAACCUUCGCACCGCUAACAUCCCACCUCUCCGCCAUCGCAACGCUCAAAUCCGAAGCCGCCGCGCUCCGCAGCAUCUCGGAUAACGUGAGCCGCAAGCGCGCGAUGGACGACGACGAGGCGCUUGCGGGGCGCGAGGAAAAGAAGCGGAAGAAAGAAGAGGAGGAGAAGAGGAAGAAAGCGGAGGGCCGGGCGGUCAAGAUGUUGAAGAAGGUGGAUACGAGCGGGAUGAAGAAGAUGAGUAGUUUUUUCAAAAAGGUGGAGAAGAAGGCUUGA